CUACAAUGGGGUCCAGGGUGUAAAAUACGCGGAAGUAGCCUCGGCGGAAGCGGUCUGGUCUGUCAAGGGAGGAAACGUUUAGCCCCAUUUGACACAAAUAACGUAACAUCAUCAAAUUACAGCGAUUAUCUCCCCCAUCCACUGCGAUGAUCUUGCUAGAAAUCAAUAACCGCAUCAUUGAAGAGACGCUGUCGUUGAAGUUCGACGGCGCAUCGAACGGAACCAAACCCGAGGCUGUUGAUGUAACAUUUGCAGACUUUGAUGGCGUGUUGUACCACAUCUCUAACCCUAAUGGCGAUAAGACCAAAGUGAUGGUCAGCAUCUCCCUGAAGUUCUACAAGGAACUACAGGAGCAUGGGGCUGACGAGCUGCUGAAGAAAGUGUACGGGAGCUUCCUUGUUUCUCCAGAGGCUGGUUACAAUGUAUCACUCCUUUAUGACCUGGAUGCCCUACCAGGCAAUAAAGAUGAGGUUGUGCACCAAGCAGGGAUGCUGAAGCGAAACUGCUUUGCCUCCGUAUUUGAAAAAUACUUCAAGUUCCAGGAGGAGGGUAAAGAGGGCGAGAAAAGGGCUGUGGUCCACUACAGAGAUGAUGAGUCCAUGUAUGUGGAGGCCAAGAAAGACCGGGUGACGGUGGUGUUCAGUACAGUGUUCAAAGACGACGAUGACGUCGUCAUCGGCAAAGUCUUCAUGCAGGAGUUUAAAGAGGGUCGGAGAGCAAGCCACACAGCCCCGCAGGUGCUUUUCAGCCACAGGGAGCCACCCCUGGAACUAAAGGAUACAGAUGCAGCUAUCGGGGACAACAUUGGAUACAUCACUUUUGUCCUUUUCCCACGUCACACCAAUGCCAAUGCUAGAGACAACACCAUCAACCUCAUUCACACCUUCAGGGACUACCUGCAUUAUCAUAUAAAGUGCUCCAAGGCCUACAUUCACACACGGAUGAGGGCCAAGACGUCAGACUUCCUGAAAGUUCUCAACCGUGCCCGACCCGACGCUGAGAAGAAGGAGAUGAAGACCAUUUCUGGGAAGACCUUCUCCCGCUGAUGCCGAGCCCCAGGACAGCUCAGCAGAAGCCACAUGCGAACGCACCAUGCUGCGACUCAACGGCACAUUGGACAGGCCUCCAGGAUGCCUCUAAACGCCCCACACAGCCCACUCAAAAAUUUCAAGCCUUUUUUUUUUCCUUUCAAAUUAUGUUUAUUACAAAAGAAGUUUGUUGGAAAAGCCCUGGCUGAAGAUCCUGAAAACAGGCCAUACCUUGUUUUGGAUAGUUGAAGAGCAUUAUUAGUCCUAUAUAAAUAUAUAUAUAUAUAUGAAAAAAGAAUUUUUGAUACAAUUUCUUUCAUUCCAUUUGGUACUCUUAUGUGAACUUCACCACUUAAUAUUCAUUUUCAUGUGAUGGUUUCAACCCCCCCUCUGCGCUUUCAUGUUUUUGUCAUUUGAGGGAAAAUAAAACUCAAAAACUACA
Molecule: messenger RNA, 1470 nt
Organism: Corythoichthys intestinalis (scribbled pipefish)
Lineage: Eukaryota; Metazoa; Chordata; Actinopteri; Syngnathiformes; Syngnathidae
Gene: arpc2
Product: actin related protein 2/3 complex, subunit 2
Exons: 10
Coding region: 147-1046 (299 amino acids)
Biological process (GO): Arp2/3 complex-mediated actin nucleation; actin filament polymerization
Cellular component (GO): actin cytoskeleton; Arp2/3 protein complex
Molecular function (GO): actin filament binding; structural constituent of cytoskeleton
Source: RefSeq, a predicted model, not a curated record